CAAAAUUGGGAUGUAGCAUGAAAUUCAGGCAUAACAAAAGAUGGAUUACCAAUUUUCAAUAGUUUUGCUGCAAUGAUUAGUGAAAUCAGACAGUAUUUGCUCCUGCCCUCUGCUUUAUGAAAGAAGAUCAAUCUGGCAUUUGUGUGAAUGUUUUUGAUCACAUUGAAUGGCUGUUAUUGUAACAAAACAAAUUGUUUAAUAAAGCCUCACAGUGGAAGGCACUUAGAUUUGACCAGCCUUUGAAAUCAAUUUUUCCAAGAAGGUUUUUCAUUUUUCCAAGUGCACUUCCCUCCCUCAAAAUACUUGAGAAUUUGAUACCCAGAGUCCUAAAAUAGUGGUAACUGUCAAGCUGAUAAACCAUUUAAAAGGCACUUGUAUAUGUACUUCAUGCUAAAAUAUGUCAACAGGACUAAUGCAGCCUAUACUGGUACAUAUUCAUUCAUUGAAACAGCAUGUUCAUUCAGUGCAAGUUGACAUGUAACAGUGAAAAAUAAGAUCAUAGAUUAAGAGGAUUGAUUUUUCAUGUGCUUUGCCCAAGCCUGACAGCAGGUGGCACAAAUUAUGCAUGUCUAGAUGAACAUGUUGUUUGAUGCAGCCAUUUUUUAUUUUGCCCACUGUAAUAAUCCUGUCAUAGUUGUGUCAUGCUCAAGCAAGCUGGUUUAAAGAAAGACAAAAUGAUACCAUUCUUACCAUCUGAUUGCUGUCAUCAACAAUAAUUACAGUGACAAACUGAGUCUAAAGGCUAAUUGCAAAGGAUAUUAUUUUGCUAGCAGGCCUUGAGUGCAUUUUUUAUUUAUUCUACAAGUGAUCCAGUGAGCUCACUCCCACUGGAGCCUUUAUCACUGAAGUACUCAGCUGUGGCCUCGCAUACACUGUUGAGGCUCAGAUGUCAUUCCAGGGGGUGCAGCAGGCUCCACAAGGUAUGAUGACACCCAGUCAUGACCACAGACGUACUUCCGAACCAGCAUACUCAGCUGAGGUCCAGGCGCCGCUCAGCCCUCCGUCGGCGCUCAUCAGCGACGACGAGCUGGUGACCAUCAGCGUGCGGGACCUGAACCGCCAGCUCAAAAUGCGCGGCCUUAGUCGCGAGGAGAUGGUCAAGAUGAAGCAGCGCCGCCGCACGCUCAAGAACAGAGGCUACGCCGCCAGCUGCCGCGUCAAGCGGCUGGAGCAGAAGGACGAGCUGGAGACGGAGAAGUCGACCGAAGAGCACGAGCGGCUGCGCACCAUCGACGACAACCGGCGUAUGCGCGAGGAGAUCGAAGCCUACUACCAGAAGUACGAGGCCAUCCGCAAGUUUGCCCAGGAGAAGAACAUCCCGUUGCCUCCCGAUCUGGAGCACGACGUGCCGCGAAUUUAGCUGCAGCGUCUCGUGCGUUGUGUUGGUGUGAUGCGGCUGCUGGGCGGGUUUUCAGCUGCGCGUGUUGGGCUUCCGACCGGUGUGGUCAGGUGCGUGCCGACGAACAACCGCGUGGCGUGGGCCUGGACGGUUCUCAAGUGCGGUGCUCAGUAAGGAGGUGCUACGGGUGCGUUGAGAUGUGUGGCACGAAUGGAAUGGGAGUGCAGCGACUUGAAUCGCGAACAGGCCCCGGUUGUCGUAUAUCGUUAUUUUACGCAAUUGGGAGUGCGAAAUCGUGUUAUGAGUGUGCACCAUCACGUGCGCCCCGUUCUUUGGUGUAAGGGGUGAGCAAGGCCGGCAUGGUGCCAAUGGGGCGUGUACGUGUGGGCACCAGCUGUACGAGGCAGAGUGGAGUCAUGGCCGAUUCCAGGAUGGUGUCUGUACUAAGCACGUAUUUAGAGAAGUGUUUGUUGGCGGGCGAAGCCUUGCGCGACUUGAUAAACAUAACUGCACAGCUUGCUGAUGAUUUCGUUACUUUUACGUCUGGGAGUGAAUGUUUUUAUUACGCUGCUGCAAGCGUGCCGUGAAUAUGAUGCGGAGU
Messenger RNA from Pollicipes pollicipes, 1940 nucleotides. RefSeq names its product transcription factor MafK. Gene Ontology annotation, molecular function: DNA-binding transcription factor activity, RNA polymerase II-specific; RNA polymerase II cis-regulatory region sequence-specific DNA binding. Lineage: Eukaryota; Metazoa; Arthropoda; Thecostraca; Pollicipedomorpha; Pollicipedidae. Gene Ontology annotation, biological process: regulation of transcription by RNA polymerase II. The coding region runs from base 887 to 1360 and encodes 157 amino acids. The transcript has 3 exons. Gene Ontology annotation, cellular component: nucleus. The record is from RefSeq and is a predicted model, not a curated record.